AUGACCAGGUUCGCUCGAGCAAAAGGCUCGAAAGCCUCCAACGAGAGACUGCCCGAAGAUCCUACGCCGUGGAGCGAAAUGAAGGAGCAAUUAUUGCAGAAAACUCGACAAAUCGAAGAGAAUAAAACCAAACAGGCGGCUCUUAAUCAAAGAACGGCUAAUUACAAACGAUUUUUAAAGGAAAUCGACGAUGAUAAAUUUAAGGAAUCGAAGUGGGCCGAGUUUUCCGAAGAAUCGAACAAGAACCAACAAGUUUCGAAAAGUGUUAUUAAACCCAAAAUUGUUAAUGAUACGUCAUUGAUAGCUGAAACAGAUGGUGUGUUAGGUAAAGAGGCUAAUAGUGGAAGUGAUAACGGAGGCUCGGAUAGUGACGGAGCGCCCGAAGAAUUGAGCUCGAAAGUUGAAAUAGCAGCGCCAAAAAUCAAAACUAAGAAACCCAAAAAGAAGAAAAUAGUUAUAAACGAUGAUAAGGAAGGAAUUACGCCGAAAAACGAGCAGAAAAAAGUACAGAAACGCAAAUCGCAAGAUGACAAUUCCCAACCCGCAAAGAAAAAACCCAAAAAAACCGACAACAAACCAAAAAAAAUCCCCGUAGAAAACCUCACCGAAUCGGAUUUGAAGAAAAUCGAACGAAAGAAACAGAAACGCCUCAAACAGCUCGAAAAAAAGAAGAAAUUCAAAGCCGAACGGAAGCAACAGAAAGCCGAAGAAGAAGCCUCCAAACCGCCGGAAACCCCCAAACCACCGGCGCCCAACAAACUCCAAAAACCCUUUAAUCCCAAACCCCGAAAAGAACGCGACGACCAAGAACACGCCCGAAGAAAACCCUUCCAACCCCGAACGAUGAUGAUCAACGACAAACUAGUACAAGUCGACUACAUCGAUGGCUUCCCCGUCAAACAAGAAGACGCCGAUCGAUUGCGAUUACUUCGCAAACAAAUGAUCAGCAAAGGUUUACCCCGAAGCGAAAUCAACAUAGCCAUGAAACUCGAACGAAGAAGAGCCGAGAAAGCCUUCGCGAGAGAGAAGAAGAACGUGUGCUACAAUUGCAGGCGAUCCGGUCACAAUCUCAGCGAGUGUCCGGUGCUCAAUAAAGAUGAACUGGUAGCCUCAUCGAGUACCGGUAUUUGCUUCAAAUGCGGCUCCACGGAGCACGCGCAUUUCGAAUGCAAGGUGGUUAAACAGCAGGAGUUCAAGUUCGCCCAGUGUUUCGUUUGCAACGAACAAGGCCACAUCGCCCGGCAGUGCCCCGACAACGCCCGGGGGCUCUACCCCAAAGGGGGCGCUUGCAGGGAGUGCGGUGACGUCACGCAUCUGAAGAAGGAUUGUCCUGUAUACAGGGCGCAGCAGGAGAAGUUGCUGCGUAGCCUGAACGUCGAGACUAUCGGUGGUAGUAAUCCCGAUGUGUUGGAUGAUAAAACGGAUGUCGGUGGUGGUAAUUUCGUUGAUAGUAGGCCGAAUAAGAUUAUAAAAUUUUGA
Phyllotreta striolata is the source of this 1479-nucleotide messenger RNA. The record is from the annotation of a GenBank genome assembly. NCBI's taxonomy places the organism in Eukaryota, Metazoa, Arthropoda, Insecta, Coleoptera, Chrysomelidae.